ACUCGGGGAACAUGCACGGGGACGAUGGGCCAUGGGACUCCUGAUACUAUGAACUGGGCUGGACUACUGCAGAAUCUGCUGCUUGUGGUCCACGUCGGGCAGAUUUUAUGUGGUCCCGCUCUGUUUUCUGUCCGGGAAGAACUGGAGCCUGGUGUUCUGGUUGGAUCACUUAGUAAACACUUUCCGCCUCCUUACCAGCUCCUGACCCAGGAGUAUCUGUGGAUGGACGAAAACACAGGGUAUUUCUACACUACUGAGCAAAGGAUGGAUCGCGAGGCCUUCUGCCCCAAGGAAACAAAAGCGGAGGAAUGCAUUAUUCUGCUCAAUGCCGUUGUGGGGCCCUCAGGAGACCUCAUACAGUUUCCUGUGAUCAUAGAGGACAUCAAUGACAAUGCGCCCCAUUUUGAAAACAGAGAGAUUCACCUGAGGGUGUCUGAGGAUGUGGCUGUGGGGACCAGCUUUUUAUUAGACGACCAGGCUCAGGACAGGGAUGCAGGUCAUAAUGGAGAGUUGCAGUAUCAACUAAAAGGUUCUGCUGAAGUUUUCAGUUUAAAAGUUGACGAGGAGAGUCUUUUAAUUACGCUAGUGGUGAAAACUGCUCUGGACAGGGAAACUCGGGACCGGUAUCACAUGGAGCUGGUGGCCACUGACGGUGGUACUGACCCCUUAAGUGCAACAGCGACUUUAAUAAUCACAGUGACAGACGUCGAUGACAACUGUCCCAGCUUCAGCUCUGACAGUCCUCGCAACGUCACCAUCCCGGGAGACUCCCCGAAGAAUAUGGUGGUCGCUCAAGUCAGGGCCGUAGACCUAGAUACAGGCCCAAACGCUGCCAUCGUUUACUCCCUCAGUCCCAAAGUCUCCGAGCGGGCCAAGAAGCUCUUUAGCCUCGACAGCCUCACUGGGCACAUCAGACUAACACAAGACCUCCAGAGUGACAACUCCGAGGAGCUGGUGUUGAAAGUGUUAGCUAGCAGCCACCACUGCCCCCCAGCAGACACUCAGGUAACCGUAUCCAUGCUCCCCAAGGCGAACCAAGAGCUGACGAUCAAGAUCAGGUUCAUAGUCGAGCAUCAAAACCAGACUGUGGUGUUACCAGAGAACCAGCCCCCCACCGUCUUAGCUGUUUUAGAGCUUGAGGGUGACAGCAGCUUUAAAGACUCCUCUCUUGCCAUUGAGGGUGAAGUGCCUUUCACUUUGAGCCCGCAGAAUGGCAAAUAUCUGCUUUCCACAUCAAAGGCCCUCGACUAUGAGAUGAAAAGUGAACAUAAUAUUACCGUACUAGUGAAUGGGAAAACAGCCGAAGAAUCUGUGAUCACUCCUUCAAGGCACGUGAUCAGGGUGGAGGUGGAAGACAUCAAUGAUAAUGCACCGCAAUUCCCCCAGUCUGAAUACCGGCUGGAGGUGGACGAAAACAACCAGCCAGGACUGCCACUGUUCCAGGUCUCGGCUUCAGAUGCUGACAGUGGAUACAACGGCCGAGUGACCUACAGCCUGGACAAAUACAUAUCUAGCAUUUUUAACAUUGACUCUGUGACAGGUCAGCUGUCUGUGUCAGCUCCUCUGGACAGGGAACAAGCUGGCGUACACAAGCUCACUGUGUUAGCUCGAGAUAGUGGCUCUCCUCCCUUGGAGUCCGUGGCCACAAUAUUCAUCCGUGUUCUGGACCGGAAUGACAAUGCGCCGGUUUUUUCAACCACUCACUUUAUCUUUUUCAUCCCAGAGAAUGUACCACCAUUUGCCCAGGUGGGCAGGGUAGAGGUGAAAGACCCAGAUGAAGGGGAGAACGGGAACACAGAAUUGCAUGUUGUAAACAGCAGUGGACCUUUUGUUGUGGAUAACGCUCAGGGGAUGCUACGCACCACCACCAACUUGGACCGGGAGACAGAAGACCGCUAUGAACUCUACCUGCUGGCCAGGGAUCACGGGCAGCCGGUCGCUUUAACAUCCACUGCCAGAGUGACUAUCUUUGUGGAGGACAUCAAUGACAACCAGCCAAAAGUGAUCCUUCCCAGCAGUAACUCUUCAUGCGUGACCAUCUCUCCGGGUACCCUGGCAGGUACUCUGGUAACAAAGAUCUACGCCAUCGAUGAAGAUUCAGGACUGAAUUCAGAGAUGACAUACUCUAUUGUGACACCAAAGCCGUCGCAGUACAACAGUCCAUUUCACAUAGAUUCUAGGUCAGGAAACAUCACCUUAAAUCAGCAACUUCAGGGUAAAGACCUAGGAAUGCAUCAUUUGUUCAUCGUGGUCAGAGACGGGGGUAAGCCGGCUCCACUUUAUACCACCGUGUGGGUAAACCUGCUGGUCAAUGACAGCGCGGAGCCCUGCCACUUGGAUAGGGCGCCCACCUGGACAGGGACGCCAGUCGUAGUUCAAAGCCCCUCAAAAGCAUCCAUCUGCGAGGCGGAGACAACCAGAUCUGCACAAGUGACAAUGUUAAUAGGCUUAGGGAUGAUGCUGGUAUCCACGUGCAUUCUUGUCGGGACGGUCGUGUUUUACCUGAAACAGAGGAGAAGACGUCUGCAAGAGAAAAAGAAAAAAUACACAGAGGAGAAUGAGAUUCCACUCAGGCUCAAAGAUAAAUAUUACUCUGAUGAAUGACAGAAAAAAAGCAAGCAAGCAACGUGUAAUCUUAUUCACAGUUUCAUGGGUGAAUUCAAUAUGUUCAGAAUAUUUGUCAUAGGCUUCUCGCAUUUCAAUAAGUUCAUGAAUUAGUGUGAUACACGGCGCAUUCAAGAAAUAUUUCUGUGGAAAUAAAGUUCAUUUUCUGAUAACGAUCCCCGAGAUUCCUCUACGAGCAAAUAAAAUGAUCCGAUAUGUAAAGUGAGCAAAUACUCUGAGGGGAAAAACUCCAGAUGCAUAAUGUCAUCCAGGAAAUGUGCAUAGUGUAACCACUGCUCUAACAAUAUCACCGCAGCUCCCUGGUAAAACACCAGUAUAACAGUCAUUCUCCUUAAACAUUGGUAUCCGUGACCCCUGCAGGUACCAGUCCCCUCGGUGGACUGAGCCUUUCUCAGAUUUCUGACGCUGACUGACGGGGAGUCUAAAGUAUUUAGACACACAAAAAGGUUUAAUGUUCCUCUGGUGGGGAAGUGAUGAAGUUCUCUAAACUAGUCACUCUGAGACGGGCUCCGGAGACAGAGGGUGGCUGUGGACAGGUGAGAGGCGGCGGGGGGAAGGCACACCGGCAUCUCAAGUCACCGCCUCACUCCUGUUACUUGAUAAGCUUACCUCUCACCCACAGCACCGCUUUACGCCCAGGAAACCCGAACGUACAGCACCCAGCGAGCCGACAGGUGUGUUGUUUUGAUAGCAGAUGUUUGGAGAGAAAUCACACUGUGUUCAAACAAGUCUUUUACAAAAGGCUCUGGUGUUUUACUGAUCCAUUUAUUUGCCGGGAAACAAUUGAGAUAUCAAACCAGGUUAAACGAGGCAUAAAUUAUGAAUGAGCCCCAUUUAAGUUGGACUGAACAAAUCUCCGAACGCACGUUUGCCUAAAGAGGGCUCUUUAAUUGUUAUCGCUUUAAAAGAUCGGAAACGAUCGGUGGAAAAACAAAUCUUUGAAGUAAAAACUAUUAAGCGAUCCUUUCGAAAUGCACCUGUGUGAGAGGGGAGAAGCCAGGCCAAGACUCCCGGCCUGUAAAACACAGUGUACAACAACCUGGUUAGUGGAGAACAGGGCUUGUAUAACAUGAGGAGCGUCUCUCUGAGGGUUUCUGAGCUGCCAGCUCAAAAAUAAAUAAUCUGAUAUUGUUGUACUGUGAGACGAGCCAAAUUAAAUGAGAAGAAAUGAAGAGCAGCGAAACACAGUCAGACACAAGCAUCAAAUUUACAUGUGGAAUUGUUGACUUGACAGAUUUUACUGCAUUAGAAAAUAUACAACAUUCUGAAUUUGCAGUCAUGUUAUAGUUUUUUUCUUAAAAGAAUAUUUAAAAAUGACUGUGGUUGAAAUAUUACACAAAAAUUCUACAACACUGUGAUUGCACUGUGAUGGCCAAGGUGUAGCCUGCUCCCACAUUCAGUCAGCUGCAAUCGGCCCCAUUGCUCUGCGAUCCUAAGUGGGAUAAGAGCAGAUGGAUGGAUGGAUGGAUGGAAGUACCUGGGCUGAAAUUAUACCACCACACACACCACUGCACGAGCGAUGUUGCAGGGGAAAGUCUGCCAUCUACUGGUCGCCAGUCGAGCCAAGUCUGGCUCUUGAUUCCUGGUAUUUGGCCAGAGGGUGGGGAUGAAUCAGAGGACAGUCUCUCACUCCGCCACAGUCAGGUCGCCUGAGAUCAGGGAUGUUUCCCUGCUGCACGCUGCUCUGCUCCUCUCACAGCGCAUUUCAUUUACAUCACAGUCGUUUUUCUCUUGUUAAGCUGAACGUUUCAUAGUGGGUUAAGAGGUUGCGUGAGCUCACAUGGACAAAGAAUCGAGCUGGCAUCGACCCAAAUACCCAGUGGAUUAUUUGUCAGCUAUACACGGGAGUUUUUUUUUUUUUUAUG
This is a messenger RNA of Salarias fasciatus (jewelled blenny), 4490 nucleotides long. It is a transcript of the gene pcdh20l, whose product is annotated as protocadherin 20-like. Gene Ontology annotation, molecular function: calcium ion binding. Gene Ontology annotation, biological process: homophilic cell-cell adhesion. The record is from RefSeq and is a predicted model, not a curated record. Gene Ontology annotation, cellular component: plasma membrane. The transcript has 2 exons. Bases 25 to 2604 code for a protein of 859 amino acids. Lineage: Eukaryota; Metazoa; Chordata; Actinopteri; Blenniiformes; Blenniidae.